This is a messenger RNA of Oncorhynchus masou masou (cherry salmon), 2186 nucleotides long. It is a transcript of the gene cmss1, whose product is annotated as cms1 ribosomal small subunit homolog. The transcript is spliced from 10 exons. The record is from RefSeq and is a predicted model, not a curated record. The coding region runs from base 277 to 1161 and encodes 294 amino acids. Lineage: Eukaryota; Metazoa; Chordata; Actinopteri; Salmoniformes; Salmonidae. Gene Ontology annotation, cellular component: 90S preribosome; nucleus.
UACGUUAUAUACCGCAAUGUCACAUGCCGUUUCUCAGCGGUUUAGCAAUUAUUUAUUGUAGCCCUUCUUGAAACAUUUACACAAUAACAGAUGCCACUUUGGUGACUGUUUCUUUUGUAGGGACUUUGUCAGUGUAGACUUAACCUAACGGAGUAAGUGUAGAGUUGAUGGCUUGGCCAUAAUGUCCCGGUAACACUUCCGUUUAAACUGUUCACAAAUGUCAUGCGAUUGUGAACAACCAGAAGCCACAGCGCAGCGGUAGUUUUGGAUUUGAAGAUGGGGGACGAUUUAGGUGAUGACUGGUGGGAACAAAAGGGAAAUUCGGAUUCCCCCGUGGGAGAGGAGAGUGAAGAACCGGAGAAACAGCCCACAGAGCAAGCAUCCCCACGGGAGAAGAAAGGAAAGAAGAGGAAGAGUGUAAUAGAAACCCCAGUCCCGGUCAAGAAGAAGACUGCACUGAAAUCACAGACUGAGUGUUUUAUGGCUCAGGAGAAGAAAGAGGAUGAAGGAGAAAAAAAGCCCAAGAAAAAGAGAAAGAAGAAGAAGAAGACGAUCACAGACGUCCUCGCCACCUCGGACCCCAAACCAGGCUCUCCAGUUGACCUGCAGAGCCUGGUUCUAGAACACUUCAAAGACAAACGCUCCGUCAUCGAGCUGGAGGAGCUCAAACUACAGGAGUCCUGCUUCGUGAGGAGUAAUGACCUCACACACAGCCUCUCCUCCUACCUGAAAGAAAUUUGUCCCAAAUGGGCUAAGGUCCAGAAGCAGCACACAGAGAAGAGUUCUGUGGUUCUGCUCAUCGUCUGUAGCGCCGCGCUAAGAGUCAUCGAGCUCAUCAAACAGUUAACCACCUUCAAGGGAGAGGCCAAAGUGCUGAAGCUGUUUGCAAAGCACAUCAAGGUAGAGGAGCAGGUGAAGCUCCUACAGACGGGGGUGACACACAUUGGGGUGGGGACGCCAGGGAGACUGAGCGCCCUCAUUGAAAAAGAGGGUCUGACCCUGCCUCCCCUGCGUUUCCUGGUUCUGGACUGGAACUGGAGAGACCAGAAGCUUCGCAGGAUGGUGGAUGUCCCUGAGGUCAAAGGUGACUUGUUGAAGCUGCUGGAUAUGGGAAUCUUGAAAGGAUGUAGGGAAGGAAACGUGAAAGUGGGACUGUUCUGAUACAACCACACACCUAGUGCCAUAAUCUGCCAUUUUAUUCAAUUUUUUUCACCUUUAUUUAACCAGGUAGGCCAGUUGAGAACAAGAUCUCAUUUACAACUGCGACCUGGCCAAGAUAAAGCAAAGCAGUGCGACAAAAAACAACACAUGGACACAAGUUACACAUGGAAUAAAAUAAAGGGGUCUAGGCUGGGUAGCCUAGUGGUUAGAGCGUUGGACUAGUAACCGGAAGGUUGCGAGUUCAAACCCCCGAGCUGACAAGGUACAAAUCUGUCGUUCUGCCCCUGAACAGGCAGUUAACCCACUGUUCCCAGGCCGUCAUUGAAAAUAAGAAUUUGUUCUUAACUGACUUGCCUGGUUAAAUAAAGGUAAAAUAAAAUAAAAAAGUAUAGUCAAUAACAAUAGAAAAAUCUCUAUACAGUGAGUGCAAAUGGAGUAAGGAGUUAAGGCAAUAAAUAGGCCAUAGUAGCAAAGUAAUUAAAAUUUAGCAAAUUAACACUGGAGUGAGAGAUGUGCAGAUGAUGAUGUGCAAGUAGAAAUACUGGUGUGCAAAAGAGCAAAUAAAAACAAUAUGGGGAUGAGGUAGGUAGAUUGGAUGGGCUAUUUACAGAUGGGCUGUGUACAGCUGCAGCAAUUGGUGAGCUGCUCAGAUUGCUGAUGCCAUAUACUGAGAUACAAACACACACCUAGUGCCAUACUCUGCUAUAUACUGACAUACAAACACACACCCAACCAAGUCAGACUGGACCUCUUCUCAUCAUGUUCUUGUUCACACGCGUGCACAAACACUCACAUGCAACAAAGUUUAUUAGGGCCCCUCAAACCAAUCCUGUCUCCAUAACAGACCGACUGCUGGACAUUUCAACCAUCUACCCUAUCCUGUUUUUACCCUCUCUCUGUGACACUGUGUUCUUGUUCUAUUUUAAGUGACAUGUAAAAUAUCUGAUAUGGUUUAUACAGUGUUGUAGUUCAACAAUAACACAGCACAACUGUGUGAUGGUUUGAAUAAAGAUAUUUGAAUGGAA